Hirundo rustica (Barn swallow) is the source of this 1754-nucleotide messenger RNA. It is a transcript of the gene CD6, whose product is annotated as CD6 molecule. The transcript has 11 exons. Gene Ontology annotation, cellular component: membrane. The coding region runs from base 1 to 1710 and encodes 569 amino acids. The record is from RefSeq and is a predicted model, not a curated record. Lineage: Eukaryota; Metazoa; Chordata; Aves; Passeriformes; Hirundinidae.
AUGGGGGAGCUCUGCCUGCUCCUGGUGGCUCUUUCUGCCCUGGCACCUGCGCAAGAAACGACGGGACCUCCCAGUACUCCGGCUGGGAACACCUCAGUGACGCCGGGUCCCAGAGCGCUGCGGCUGGCGGGCGGCCGGAGCCGCUGCGAGGGCCGGGUGGAGCUGGAGCAGGAGGGGACGUGGGGGACGGUGUGCGACGACGGCUGGGACAUUCCCGACGCCGACGUCGUGUGCCGCCAGCUGCGGUGCGGCCGCGCCGUCAGGGCCCCGGGCAACGCCGCCUUCGGCCGCGGGCACGGCCCCAUCCUCCGGGAUGAGGUGGGGUGCGAGGGACACGAGCGGGACCUCUGGGAAUGCCCGGCCGCUCCGGAGCACGACUGCAGCCACAAGGAGGACGCCGGCGUGGUCUGCUCAGAGCACCAGGAGUGGCGGCUCUCCGGAGGCCGGGACGGGUGCUCCGGCAGGGUGGAGGUGUUUUUCCGCGGCACUUGGAGCACGGUGUGUAACAGCACCUGGUACGAGACGGAGGCCACGGUGCUGUGCCGGACGCUGGGAUGCGGGGACGUGCUCCAGCGGCCGUCCUUUGGGCACACGCUUCCCGGGAAGAUGGUGUACCUGUGCGGGAGCCUGCAGCCCUCGCUGGCGCAGUGCCGCUGGACCUUCAAUAAAUCCGCUCCGUGUUACCAGUCCUGGGCCGCCGGGGUCAUCUGCAACGGCUCCCAGGGUUUGGAGACGCCAACGCCCAUGGCCGAGGUGACGCCCAGGAACGUCACUGUCCUGCACGCCAAGGAGGGGACCCCGACCCCCGGGACAGGACCGCCGGACAGUCCCCUCUUUGUGCUGUGCCUGGUGCUGGCGGCGCUGCUCCUGCUCUCCCUGCUGGCCUUUCCCGCCGCCCUGCUGUGGCUGAGGAAGAAGAGCGCCACGUCCUCCUUGGGAACGCCCACGCCAGUCCUGGUGACCCACAGCUCCCGGAGCCCCAGCGCACCCUCAGGGAUUCCCAACGACUACAGGGAGGCUCCCACCGGCCUUCCCAAAGGAUCAGACUGUCUGGUCACAGUCAUUUCCAAGGAUUCCGAUUCCGACUCGGAAUAUUAUGAGUUCAGCAGCAAGCCUCCCGUCGCCCUGUCCACCUUCUACAACUCCCUGCGCCAGCAGCCCAGGGAGGAUCUUCUCCCUCUGGGACCCAGCCAGGACAGGACGGAGCCGUUCCCAGAGAACGGUAUGACACAAGGAAGGGGGAUCUAUGCCACGGAUGGGAGGGUGGCCACCCCCUCUUCCCAUAUCCUCGUUCCCACAUUUGGUGUCCUUAUUCCCACAGAGCCGGCCAGGCUCCGCAGCUCCUCCAGCUCCUCCUCAUCCUCAUCCAUGGAGCCCUGUUGGAAUGGCAGCGUUCCCCCCGCCACCCAUGGCACCCAGUGCCACCCGGCAGCCACCGGCCACGGCUACGGCACAGCUCCCCCAGCAGCUCCCGCCCCAGUGCCCUCCCAGCCCUGGGUACCUGGGGCUCCGGCGGAUCCCGAUCCCGACGGCAGCUCCAGCACCUCUUCGGGGGAGUGGUACGAGAACACGCAGGAGACGGAGCCCCCUGGAGAGCCCUCCUCGCACCCUGGCUGGUCAGAUCCAUCCCGCCCCUCGGGGGAACACGGGGAGGAUCCCGACUUUUCUGAGGGCAGCGACUACGAUGACGUCCAGGGCUCUGUCUGCUGAGCCCGUCCCACCGCGCCGGAGGCCGAAGCUUCUGGAAUCCUCUG